Sinocyclocheilus rhinocerous is the source of this 13338-nucleotide messenger RNA. RefSeq names its product basement membrane-specific heparan sulfate proteoglycan core protein-like. Lineage: Eukaryota; Metazoa; Chordata; Actinopteri; Cypriniformes; Cyprinidae. The transcript has 86 exons. The record is from RefSeq and is a predicted model, not a curated record. The coding region runs from base 325 to 11214 and encodes 3629 amino acids. Gene Ontology annotation, molecular function: calcium ion binding; protein binding.
GUUAACGGUUCAACAUCAUCGCACUGAAGUGAUCUGCUAAGGCAGUGCAUGCUGAACCUUCUGCUGCCCAAGAGAACAAAACGGAUAUUCACAAGUCAACCAUCAGUUUCUCUUCGUGUUAUCUCACAAGGGCUCAACAGCAGACGGAUUUCUUUCUUUUUUGGUAAAUGAAGUCCCACCAAGUGUGGGACGGAGAAGCGACGGCGGCCCUGCUGUAAAAGAAACGCUUCAAACUUUUGCGAAUAAAUAUAAUUCUCAGUGGCUUCAAGUGGCGGACUUUGAUUUUCCCAGCGGCGUGUUUGGAGUCGUGCUGGGUUGGCAGAAAUGGGGACGCGGAUACGUGCCCAUAAACUCACUCUUUUUAUCAUCCCUUUGAUAUUUACAUCGCAUGUGUUUAAUGUGGUUCAGAGCUCUAAAGUGUGGGAUGAGGUGCCCUUUCCAGAGGAUUUAGAGGAGGAAAACAAGCGGCCGGGAGGUUAUGUGGAUGAUGAAGAGUACUAUGAUCCUUCAGGAGAUAUCAGUGGAGAAGAGGAUGGAAGCACUCCCGAGCCGAGCACGGUUGAACCAGGCAUACCCAUAACAAUUUACUAUCGGGCACUGGUGAACUUCACAAACUCAUUCCAGUAUGGGCCUGAACUUGAUGACAUCUACUCUCCUGCUUUCAUAGAGAUAUCAUCUGCUGUCUUCGAUACGCUUGAGUCUGACUACAACAGGAUACCAGGACAGCAGACAGUCAAUGUGGUUCUCAUUAAGAAAAUUGGCAAAGAUGUGUUUGUGGAGCUGGACGUCGGCUCGGAUAAUAACUCUAAUGAAACACAGAUCAGAGAUGUCCUGUUCUCAGUGGUUAAAGAGGGCACCAUUGCCUCUUACGAUACCUCAGUAAUAGGCUUCCAGUUCAGACGGCUUGGAGAAGCUGAUACUCCUCCUCCUGUGGAGCCCAUCGUUGUGCCAGUGAUUCCCAGUGCCAGAGAAUGUUUGUCAGAUGAGUUCAGAUGUCAGGAUGGGCUUGCGUGUAUCCCUGUGGAGUAUGUGUGUGACAAACGGCCUGACUGCAGUGACUUAAGUGAUGAAAUGAACUGUGGUGUUCCUGUACGCCCUACUCCAUCUACGCCUCCUAAAACCAGACCCCCACCUGGCCCAGGACCCUGCCGUGCAGACCAGGCCGCCUGUCAGAACGGACAGUGUAUCUCACGGGACUACGUGUGUGAUGGUGAAACGGACUGCUCUGAUGGCAGCGACGAGUUCAAUUGUGGAACUCCGUCUCCCUGUGAACCCAAUGAGUUUAAGUGUCAGAACGGCCGCUGUGCCCUGAAACUGUGGCGUUGUGAUGGGGAUAAUGACUGUCAGGACAACUCCGAUGAGAUGAACUGCCCCACUAAACGUCCAGGGGACACAUGUGCCCCAGAGCAGUUUGUGUGUUUGUCUGACCGCACAUGCAUUCCUGCCAGUUACCAGUGUGACGAGGAGCCGGACUGCGCCGACCGCUCUGAUGAAUAUGACUGUGCACCUCCCACUGUGACCGUCCCGCCAGAAGAGUCCAUCACAGCAGCGCGGGGAGACACUGUGACCUUUACUUGUUCUGCCAUUGGUGUACCUGUUCCCAUCAUCACAUGGCGUCUUAAUUGGGGACACUUACCAACCAAUAGCAGAAUCACAAUGAGCAAUGAGAAUGGGCGAGGAACGAUCACCAUCCGUGACGUGAAGGAAGGUGACCAGGGCGCGUACACCUGUGAGGCCAUCAACGCUAAAGGCCUAGUGUUUGCCAUUCCUGAUGGGGUCCUCAGCCUGUCUCAGAGACCAAACCCAGUUGUGUCAUCCUCUCUGUAUGUGUUAGCAGGUAACUGCCGUGAUGGGCACUUUAGCGUGGGCGGUCACUGCAUGCCAUGCUUCUGUUUUGGCAUCACAAAGAACUGUCAGAGCACCGGUCGCUACCGCAGCCAAAUCACACUGCGCUUCACAGAGGAGGAUGACUUCAAAGGAGUCAAUGUGUCACUUCCGAAUCAUCUAAGCACUCCACCACAUCUCUCCAACACUCAGAUGUUGAUCAAUCCAGAGAGUGAGGAGUUCCAGCUAGUGGAUCUGUCUCGCCAUUUCCUCGAUCAAGACACCUAUUGGUCUCUGCCUCGCCAGUUCCUGGGCAACAAGGUCGACUCGUAUGGAGGCUAUCUGAAGUUUAAGGUGAGUUACUCACUGCAGCGAGAUGGAUCGCAACCAAAGGAGAAACCUGAUGUUGUGCUGAGCGGCAACGGGCAGAAAUGUAUUUACCGCAGAGGCGACCCCACUUUACCUGACACAAUCAACCAUAGAGAGAUCAAGUUUACAGAGGAAAACUGGCAGCACUCUUCAGGACGAGCAGUAACUCGUGAUGACCUCAUGAUGACCUUGGCCAAUUUGGAGAGCAUCCACAUUCGCACCAUUUAUGACAACCGCAUGGCCAGUGUCAGUCUGAGUGACAUCAGCAUGGAUACCACCAGCAAAGAGUUCACCCUGCAGGGGAACCCGAGAGACGUGGAGGAGUGCAGAUGUCCUGCUGGGUAUUCAGGCCUGUCUUGUGAGUCCUGCUCCCCUGGUUUCGAGCGGGCACCUGGACCCUACCUGGGCAUCUGCGCUGGCUGUAACUGCAAUGGUCAUGCCAGUGCCUGUGACCCUAUUAGUGGACACUGUCUGAGUUGUCAGCAUAACACAGAAGGACCUCAGUGUGACAAAUGCAAGCCUGGCUUCUUCGGUGACCCAAGUCGAGGACGAUAUGAUGACUGCAAACCUUGUCCUUGUCCAUACACAGAGACGUCUCGACGGUUUUCAGAUACUUGCUUCCUGGACCAUGACAACCAGGCAACAUGUGACGCCUGCAGACCCGGUUACACAGGGCGACGUUGUGAGAAAUGUGCUCCAGGAUAUGAUGGCAACCCUAUUCAGCCCAACGGCAAAUGUGUCCCUGCUGCUAGCCUGAUUUCCAAGUGUGAUAACAGAGGAACCAUCAAUCCCAUCAGCAAACCAUGCUACUGCAAGGCCAAUGUGGUUGGUGCUCUUUGUGAUGAGUGUAAGAAUGGCGCUUUUAAUUUGGCGGCUGAUAAUCCUGAAGGUUGCUUGCAGUGUUUCUGUAUGGGAGUUACAAAACAGUGUGCCAGUUCAACCUGGAGCAGAGAUCAGGUUCGAGGUGGUGUCAAUGGCCAGCUCUUCACCCUUUCCAAUGCAGCAAACACUAGGACCAUCUCUGAGGGCAUCACCCAGAGAGCAAGUUCAGAGGUGGUCUACCGAUCCUUCACCAGUAUCCCUAAUGACAUCUACUAUUGGGUCCUGCCUCAGACUUUUAGAGGGGACAAGGUCACAGCAUAUGGUGGAGAACUGCAGUACAGGAUGCAUUAUGAGCCACAGGCUCGUUCACUAGUGAUUGAUAGACGACCUGAUGUGGUUCUCCAAGGCAGUGGCAUCUUCCUGGAGCAUUAUUCACAGAACAAACCACUUCCUAUAGUACCAGCCACCAUCACCGUGCCUUUUAGAGAGUCUGCAUGGAGACGGUCAGAUGGACAGCCAUGUACUAGAGAGCACCUGCUGAUGGCUUUGGCAGAUAUCAGCAUAUUUAUGAUCAGAGCGACUUAUGCAGACAAUAUGGCUGAGAGCAGUGUCUCCAAUAUACAAAUGGACAUUGCAGUGCCCCACUCUACAGGAAACGAGAGGGCUCUGGAGGUGGAGGAGUGCGCAUGUCCUCAAGGAUACACAGGACCUUCUUGCCAGGACUGUGAUGUCGGCUACACCCGUACACCGGGACUUUAUCUUGGCACCUGUGAGAAGUGUGACUGCCACGGGCAUGCCAGCGGCUGUGACUUAGCGACUGAAGAAUGCCUGAAUUGCCUACAUAACACGGUUGGGAGCCGUUGUGAAAACUGCCUCCCUGGUUUCUAUGGAAAUCCAAGGACUGGUGAUCCACAGGCAUGUAGACCCUGUCCUUGUCUAGGACACUUCAGUAGCCAGCCUUCAUCUUGUUACUUGGACUCAGAUGGACAGCCCACAUGUGAAUGUCCUGCUGGUUAUACUGGAAGACGCUGUGAAAGAUGUGCCCCAGGAUAUACUGGCAAUCCCCAACUUGGACAAAGAUGCACUGAAGUCGGCAGUAAUGGUGAUUGUUACCGCUGUGACCAAAGUGGAAGCGAAGGAUGUAGCGCAACUGGAAUCUGUCGCUGCAAGAUGAACGUUGAGGGUUCAACAUGUUCCACUUGCAAGCAAGGGACCUUCUACCUCAGUCCUGCUAACAAAGAUGGCUGUCUGUCCUGCUUCUGCAUGGGCGUCACCCAGCAGUGCUCCAGCUCCAGACACUAUAGAGAUGUGGUUUCCACCAUUUUUGCCCCUGGCAACUACCAAGGUUUUGCUCUUGUAAACCGCCAGCGCACCAACCGCAUUGACAGUGGCUUCUCCAUAGAGCUGUCCACAGAUGGAACACAACUCUCCUACACUAACUUUAACUAUCUUGGACAGGAGCCACACUAUUGGCAGUUACCCAGCGCCUAUCAGGGAGACAAGAAGUCUUACUCUGCUCGAACUAGACGAGCACACAAGCAUCCUGCUGAUGAAGUACGCAAACUUGAUGAUGAAAUCUGGUCAAUCAUCACUAAUUUCUCCAAUGGGCAGUCUCCCUUCUCUUUCUCUUCAUCCUCUCAAACUUCCCAUUCUUCAUUUGAUGCCCAGAGUUCUCUAUCUCGGUCAAGUGUGCGUGCCCCUUCUUUCCAUUCUGGUAUAACUUCCUCUUUAAGGGCCUCUGAGUCCCAUUCAAACGACCCAGGCCAUUCCUCUCACCCUGACUCAUCUCAGCAGGUGGAACAGAGAAAAAACACUGUUGGUCUCCCUAGAGGUCCACGACCUGGCCCUUCUAACAAGUAUGUUUUGGUCUACAAUGGUUUCAGCUUGCACCCAGAUGACGUGCUCUUCUGGCAGCUCCCGGAGCAGUUCAAAGGGGAUAAGGUUGGUGCAUAUGGUGGAAAGCUGAAAUACACCAUCUCCUAUGUACCAGGACCCCGAGGUUCUCCAAUAGAAGAUGCUGAUGUUCAGAUUAUUGGUAAUGACAUCACGCUGGUGGCACGGCAACCAUGGAGAAGGGGGCAUGGAGCCAGAGAGUCACAGGACUUUGAGAUUGUUUUCAGAGAGGAACACUGGCAGCGUCCCGAUGGCAUGCCGGCAACCCGGGAGCACCUGAUGAUGGUGCUCGCGGACCUCGAUGACAUCUUGAUCCGUGCUUCGUAUCACACAGAGAUGCACUCAUCCAGUAUUUCGGGGGUCCGCAUGGAUAUCGCUGUGCCCGAGUACACUGGCCUGGCCCAGGCUUUGGAGGUGGAGCAGUGCCAGUGUCCUCCUGGUUACCAUGGUCUGUCCUGCCAGGACUGCGCUCCUGGAUACACUCGCACAGGAGGGGGCUUGUACCUUGGCCACUGUGAGCUGUGUGAAUGUAACGGCCACACGGACUCCUGUCACCCAGAGACUGGCAUCUGCACGAACUGCCAACACAACACCAAGGGUGAGCUCUGUGAACAGUGUGCUGACGGCUUCUUUGGAGAUCCAACUGCUGGAACCCCUGAGGACUGCCAAGCAUGUGCCUGCCCCGGCACUGACCCUGACAACCAGUUCUCUCGUACCUGUGAAAGUCUGGGUAACGGAGGCUACCAGUGCACUGCCUGUCAGCCCGGCUACACUGGCCAGUAUUGUGAACGCUGUGCGCCUGGUUAUGUUGGAAAUCCACAAGCAAGAAUCCCCUGCCGUAGUGUUGCUGCGUCUCUAGUGGUGAAGGUGUAUCCAGAAAGGGUUCAGGUGGCGCAGGGAAUCCCAGUCACUCUCAGGUGCCAGGUGUCUGGAUAUCCACCACACUAUUUCCACUGGUCCCGUGAGGAUGGACGCCCAAUCUCCAGCACAGCAGAGAGACGCAGACAAGGAGAGGAGUUGCAUUUCCCCAGUGUGCAGCCUAGUGAUGCUGGCAUUUACAUCUGCACCUGCCGAGACCAGCGCAGCUCCAAUAGAAGCAAAGCAGAGAUUGUUGUUACAAGCACCAGUGCGCCACUCUCACUGAACCUUCUGGAGACUCACUUGACAGUAUCUGCCUGUCCAUCAUUCACAGAGGCUUCUCAGUCACAGAUGUUUUACACAGCCUAUGAGAUGUUUGAAGGACAUAGAAAGCCUACUGAAGGGGCCCAGCCAGUGGCCACAGUAAAUCCACCUGUGCUGACAGUCAAACAGGGCCAGCGGGCAGAGUUCCGCUGCACAGUGACUGGCAACCCCACACCUGCUGUGGAAUGGAUAGGAGGUCCCGGAAAGCGAAUCGGCUCAAAAGUCGUCAUUCGUAACGGGCUGCUGACCAUCCCAUCGGUGGAUCACUUGGAUGACGGCGAGUACAUUUGCAAGGCCCUGAACACACAUGGCGAGCACACAGCCCGAGGAGUUCUUCAUGUUCAAAGUACAAGUCAACCUCACGGUCUACCCCACGUACAAGUGAGCCCUCCACGGGUGGAAAUUCACGAGGGUGAGACUUUACGGUUGUACUGCAGGGCCGUUGGCAGUCCCACCCCUGCCCUCACAUGGAAGAAGAGAGGUGGUUCACUGCCGCCACAGGCAAUUCCUUCUCACGGUUUCCAUCAGUUUAAAAGCAACAGUCUCGAUGUGUUACAGAGACGUAUUGAGGAGCUACAGGCCCACCUGGAGCGCACUGACAUCGGCACUCUGUUCGUACCCAAUAUCAGGUCGUCUGAUGCAGGCACAUAUCUCUGUGUUGGAACCAACACUGUUGGUUCCUCAGAAGCUCAUAUUGAGGUCUUUGUCAAAAGAGGAGAAAUCAUCCCCUCUGGAGUCACCAUCCAGCCCUCUAUUGCUUCUGUAAUAGAGGGAGAGACUCUAGAUCUCAAUUGCAUCGUCCCAGGAACCUCUCCAGCAUCUGUCAAAUGGAGCAGGGCAGGCGGCUUGCUGUCAUCCAAUCAUCAGGUUUUGGGAACUCAGUUGCGGAUCCUGCAGGCCUCUGCAGAUGACACUGGAGAAUAUAUCUGUCAGGUCGAGGGCGGCCCAUUCCCCCGUCAGGCUUCUGUAUCUGUGUCUGUGACGUCCAGCUCCUCCCGUCUCCAGAGCCCCAUUAUCUCCAUUGAGCCUCAUAGCGCAGCAGUGAAGCAGGGCGAGUUAGCGAGCUUCAGGUGCAGGGUCCACAGCGGAGCCCAGCCGGUGCGUUUGGAGUGGAAACCCACCAACAACCUGCCUCUGCCAGAUAAUGUGAAAAUUGGACCUGACAAUUCAGUCAUGACUAUUACCAAUGCUCAAGCCAAAAACCAGGGCACCUAUCGCUGCGUGGCCAGCAACCUGUUCGGAAUGACCCACAGCAUUGCAUCACUCAUUGUGAGAGAAUCACCUAAGGCUGUAGUGACCCCUGCAGGACCGGUGCGAAUCAGGAUCGGCGAUCCCAUCAAUCUCGAAUGCCAGGCUGCUGGAGAGCCAAGACCCUCUGUCAGAUGGCACAGACUGGACAACAACCGCAAGACGAUGCUGAGCAGCCCCGUGCCUGCCGAUUCCAGUGCUGUCAUGCAGAUCUUAGUUGCACGGCCUGAAGACAGUGGCACAUAUGUGUGCACUGCACAGAACAACCAAGGCACAACUGAAACUCGAGUGGAGGUGUUUGUUGAAGGAGGGCCUCAGGUGCCAACUGUUCCCCGUGCCAGCGUACGUGAGCCUAUGAUAGUUGUGGUAGAGGGAUCAACAACAACACUUCAUUGUGAUGCCCAUGGAUUCCCAAAGCCCACCAUCACAUGGUCUAAAGAACGGUCGUCUUUGCCUUGGAGACACAAAAUUGUUGACAACAGCCUGAUCUUAACUAAUGUGGGCCGUCAGGACUCUGGUCAAUAUGUCUGCAACGCUACUAACCACAUGGGCACCAGUGAAGUCACAAUCAUGCUGGAAGUAGACACCCCACCCUAUGCCACUUCCUUGCCCGAUGACGUGUCUGUGCGAGUGGGUGAAGUAAUCCGACUGCAAUGCCUGGCCCAUGGCACCCCACCCCUGCGUUUUGAGUGGACCAAGGUCAAUGGCAGCUUGCCUCCUACUGCUCAGCAGCAAGGAGGAGACCUCCAGAUCAACCUGGCCAAGGAGAGCGAUGCUGGGACAUACAAGUGUGUGGCCAGCAACAAGGUUGGCAAGAGUGAAGCGCUGGCCAGAGUGUCUGUCCGAUCACCCCUGUCAGUGAAAGUGUCCCCACAGGUGGAAGUGAAGGCUCUGGGCAGCGCUGUGGAGUUCACCUGUGCUGCUAAAGGAGGGUCUCACAUUGAGAUUGAGUGGCUGAAGGAGGGAGGAGUUCUUCCGCCAAAUCAUCACAUUAAAGACGAAGUGCUCAGGAUCGAGAACCUUGAGCAAAGCAAUGAGGGAAUCUACACCUGCAGAGCUACAAGUCUGUUUGGACAGGCUCAGGACAGUGGCAAACUCACCAUUCAAGCUCUACCCAAAGUGAUGAUCAACGUGCGCACACCAGUACAGACGGUGAUGGUGGGCAACUCAGUGGAGUUUGAGUGUCAUGCGAUCGGUGAUCCUGAGCCCACGGUGCGCUGGAGUAAAAUGGGAGGCUCUCUUCCAGAUCAUGUGGAGAUAAGGGGGAACAUCCUGAGGAUAGAUCAUGUGGUCGAAUCAGAUUCAGGACAGUACCGCUGCACCGCCACUAAUAAUGUUGGCUCGGAGUAUAACCAGGUGGUCCUUAAUAUCCAGUCCUUGCCUCAGAUUUCUGCACAGCCUGAGUCAAAGGAAGUAACAGUUGGCUCUGAUGCGGUCUUGCCUUGCAUUGCGUCUGGAUACCCAGUCCCAACCAUCACAUGGUCAAAGGUGGAGAAUGAGUUACCCCCUAAGUGCAGACAAGAUGGACAUGUCUUGACAGUCCCUGGUGUCACACACUCAGAUGCAGGAACAUAUGCAUGUACAGCUGCUAAUAAACAAGGGAAAGUUGAGGCCUUCACCAGACUCGUUGUUCAUGAGAGAGUGAUGCCCUAUUUUACCCAGGAACCACUCUCGUACCUCACACUCCCCACUAUCAAAAACCCCUACAAAGCAUUCAUCAUCAAAAUUACCUUCAGGCCGGACAAUGUUGAUGGGCUCAUUUUGUAUGCCGGUAUGAUUCUUUAUAAUGGACAAAGGAAGACCACCGGCGCUGAUUUCAUAUCUUUUGGGUUGGUGGGUGGCCGUCCUGAAUUCAGGUUUGAUGUGGGCUCUGGUAUGGCAACUAUUCGUCACCCUACUCCCAUUAAACUGGGCGAGUUUCACACAGUGAAGCUCUAUAGGAAUCAGACUCAGGGCUCUCUUGUUGUGGAUGGAGAAGCUCCUAUAAAUGGGACCUCACAGGGAAAAUUCAAGGGCCUGGAUCUGAAUGAGGAGCUUUUUGUGGGCGGUUAUCCGAACUACAGCAUGCUUGCUAAAACUGCAGGCCUCAAGACAGGGUUUGUUGGCUGUAUCAAGCAGCUGAUUAUCCAAGGUGAUGAGGUCAUUUUCAAGGACUUUGAUAAAAGCUCCACUGGAGUUUCGAAUUGUCCCACUUGCAAGGACCGCCCAUGUCAGAAUGGUGGUAUAUGUGAGGACUCUACAGCCAGUCUCUACAAAUGCAGUUGCCAGAGAGGAUACACAGGAAGCAACUGUCAGCAUCACUCUUCCUGGCACUGUCACACAGAGGCCUGUGGACCAGAUGCCACCUGUAUUAACCGACCCAGUAGUUUGGGCUACGACUGCCGCUGUCACUUGGGCAAAUCUGGAAACAAGUGCAUGGAUGGUACUCUGGUAACAACGCCAUUGUUUGAUGGAGACGAGUCUUAUAUUGCAUAUCCUCCUCUUACUAAUAUUCAUUACGACCUCCGGAUUGAGAUGGAGUUCAAGCCCAUGGAUUCUGAUGGGCUGAUGUUCUUCAGCGGUGGCAAAAAGAUGAAAGUGGAGGACUUUGUGACGUUAUCCAUGGUGGACGGACAUGUUGAGUUCCGAUAUGAACUUGGUACAGGUCAAGCAGUUCUGCGCAGUCAGGAGCCCGUGUCUCUGGGUCAGUGGCAUCGCGUGGUGGCUGAGCGGCUCAAUAAGGACGGUUCCUUGAAGGUGGACCAUGCACGAGAGAUCACAAGGUCUUCUCCAGGCAAGGCCCAGGGCCUUAAUAUCCACACACCCAUGUAUCUGGGAGGAGUGCCCAGCAUGGACAUCCUGCCCAAACCCGCAAAUGUUAGCAUGCUCUUUGAUGGAUGCAUAGGAGAGGUCUUCAUCAAUGGAAAGAAGUUGGAUUUAUCAUACAGCUUCAUAGAUAGCAGAGCCAUCAGCCAGUGUAAAGAUGGCAACCCAUGUGACCGCAGGCCUUGUCUGCACGGAGGCUCCUGUAUGGCCAGUGCUGAGUAUGAGUACCAGUGCCUCUGCUCUGAAGGAUACGAGGGUGACCGUUGUGAAAUAGUGAGGGAGAGCUGUCGAGACUCCUCUCAGUGCCAGAACGGUGGCAGCUGUGUGAAUAACCACUGUGUGUGUCCCGCCGGCUACACAGGUCGGCACUGUGAGAAAGGGCAGGAGUCCAGCUUCACCGAGGCACUGUGGAAUUUGGAGGGUAGUGGGGGAAAUGACUCUCCUAUUGAAUAUUCUGCAUAUUUCCAUGAUAAUGGAUACCUGGCUCUUCCGAAGCCCAUGUUCCCACGAAGUGCUCCUGACUCUCCAGAGACCAUCGAGUUAGAGAUCAACACUGUCGCUAAAGACGGACUCCUCCUGUGGCAGGGAGUGGAGCCUGCAGGCGCUCUAAGCCUCCGUAAGAAGCAUGCUAGUAUAAAGGAACUAGGAGGUCAAGGAAAGGGGAAGGACUUCAUAAGUAUUGGUUUACAAAAUGGACAUAUUGUGUUUAGUUACCAGCUGGGCAGUGGAGAGGCUCAGAUUCUCUCCAGAGAGCCUGUCAAUGAUGGACAGUGGCACAUGAUCACUGCAGUCCGAACGGGUAAGCAGGGCUACCUUCAAAUCGAUGGAGGAUCUGUCCAACGUGGGCAAUCAGAAGGCAAAAGCAUCAUGGUGAACACCAAGGGCAACAUAUACCUGGGUGGAGCUCCAGACAUGAAAGCAUUGACCGGUGGGAAGUACUCAUCAGGUAUCACAGGCUGCGUGAAGAACCUCUCACUGAUGAACGCUCGACCGGGAGAACAGCCAGCACGACCUAUCGACCUGCAGGUCCACGCAGAGGAGGGCAUCAACGUGGAGCGCUGCUUAACAUAGACGCAGUACUAAAACACUAGCAGAGACUACAGAACUUUUUCCCCUCAUCCACAUUCACACUGAGAAACAUGCAUUUCUCAGACGCUUACAGGACAAACUACAGUCACACUUACACAGAGACAUACACUGAUACGUGUUUCUUGGUGCUUCACCGCAACCGAAAAAAACACACAAGAAGGGAUUCUUCGCUCUGUGCUGCAUUAAACCAAAAAAUAAGAAAAAUUAAUAUUAACAAGUCUUCAAUUUUUCAGUGUUUUAUGCUCAAUCAAGGACCUAUUAACACAGAAGCUCCGAACAGUAGCUUUUUAACCAUGAGAAAAAGAUGACAAAAAUGGUUUAAAAAAUAAACAUGAUGAGCCUUCUAUGGUGGGUCAGAUCCUAUGGAAUCGGAGAUAUUUUUACAGCAGUGAAUUUUUAUUUAUAAGCAUAUUAAUCUAUAUAUAUAUAUAUAUAUUAUAUUUGUGGGGGAAAUGCAAGCUAACAAUAACCUGCUCAUUUGUUUUCCUAGCAGUGAUUCUAGGCUCUAACAAUGCGUGUCUGAGGUUUAGUGCCCGAGCUGUGUUAAUACUUGAAGACUCUGCUGCUGCCUUUUACUCUGUUUGAGGGCCGGUGGGGGCGAGCAUGCUUAGAUACCAUGAGGAACGGGUCUCUGUGAGGUCACAGCACAGAAGACAUCAAGACGCAUCUCAGGUGAAGAUUGUUGCUUAAAAAAAAUAAAAAAUUGGGAGAUCAUAUAUACAGUGUUGACUGCAUAUAUUUGAAAUGACAUACCUUCCAUGCUUGAAAACAUUGUUGUGUCUGCUAAAUGUGUCUGGUAAUAUAAAAAACAUAUGGUGCUAAAUUCAGACAUGACAAAGGCAACAAAACAAGCACAUAAUCAUAGUUUCAGUUUCUUAAAAUAUUUACUUCUCUGAAUGGGUGUCAUUUGUUGUAAGAAAGAAAAGCUGUAGCUUUACAGUAAAAUAAAGCACUGUUUACUAAUUACAAUCCCUCAAGCCAAAGUACUGAGAAGUUAAUUUUAGAUUAAAAGUGGAUGUGUUGUCUCUAAAUUGUGUUGUCUCUAACAGAAUUAGAAUUAUUAAAAUUCUCGUAGUGGAUGACAAAUGUUACAUAAAAUCACACUGCAGCAGUUUUAAUUGUUUGGAAAGUAUUUUUAUUUUUUCAGUCUUAUGUUUUUCACAGUUUUGCUGUUAACAACCACAUUAUUUUACAUGAUAGAUUUGUAUGAAUGGUUUAGUGAGGUGUCUUUUUCCAUUACGUUCAUAUUCUAUUGGAGUCUUACACAGUUUACAUUGAAAAAAAGAGGAAAUGCGUGUCAUCUUCAAGAUCCUCCAGAGGGUUAACGGAGAACUGACUCAUUUACAGCAAACCAUUCAGGUUCAUGAUCUCAGUCAGAAUGUACAGGAAGUGAUUCUUUCUGGCUGCUCUCAUUGCAUAGAGAAAUGAACAUGAGAACAGACAGAGGAGAUGGAAUAGAAGGUCUAUAGAGAAAAUACUGCCUAGUGAAACCCCUCUUUUAUUAGUGCUGUGACUUGGAGCUCUAAUGAACAUGCUCGCCCACAUGGGCCAGACAGGGGUCAAAGGUCCCUUUGGCCCCCUUGUGUCUUUUUCACCAUUUUAUCACUAAGGCUUGUCUGUUAAUUUUCUUUUAAAAAAUGAGUAUUACUGCUUAAUUAAAGUUGCUUUACUUUUAUUAUUAUUAUUUGAUUCUGUCUUUUGUCAUCACUGAUUUCCGAGCCUGAAAUGGCUUUAAAGCAUGAUCGCACAAGCUGGUGGUUUUUCUUUUGCUAAUUUGUAAGGUGUAGUACACCUACUGCACCACUCAAUCUGUGCUUUCAUGUUUAAAUUUUUAUAUUGAGGUCAAAGAUUACAGAGGAAUCCAGUUCUGUUUUGAUAGCGUACAAUAAUCUCCCUCAAUAUACAUGAUGUGUGAGCUCAGUGUUUGGCAGGCUGGAACCAAAAGCCUCUUAAAAAGUGGCUUUUCAUGUCAAUUCAACCCUGAUGUCUGUAGGAGUCUUCUUGAAAGAUGAGUAAAAAGAUUCUAAUGUAAACGUCUCUCUGAUGUUAUUUAUUGAGGUUCAUUGUUCUCAGUGUUCUUACUCGUAUUGUAAUGCAUUAAAUGAA